This is a messenger RNA of Rhinichthys klamathensis goyatoka, 1418 nucleotides long. RefSeq names its product dickkopf WNT signaling pathway inhibitor 1a (gene dkk1a). The transcript is spliced from 4 exons. Gene Ontology annotation, biological process: negative regulation of canonical Wnt signaling pathway; multicellular organism development. Lineage: Eukaryota; Metazoa; Chordata; Actinopteri; Cypriniformes; Leuciscidae. Bases 181 to 951 code for a protein of 256 amino acids. The record is from RefSeq and is a predicted model, not a curated record. Gene Ontology annotation, cellular component: extracellular region. Gene Ontology annotation, molecular function: co-receptor binding; receptor antagonist activity.
UCCGAUCGCCUGCGCAGAGAUGAGUUCACACAGCGCGUCUGCGCAGGCGAUGAGAGGGGAGGUGGAGAGCAUGUUUGAUGCACUUAUAGUACAGUCAUUUAAAAGGGGCGGGAAUAUACAAACAGUCCCGCAUGUAUAAAACUCUUGGAGACACAUGAAGUGCUGUGGAGUUUGGACAUUAUGCUUGACAUACUGGCAGAGAAGAACACGAGGAACAUGCUCUCACUACUCACCGUUGUGACUGUUUAUCUCGCGGUUUGGGGAGGAAUCACUGCAGAUGCUCAAGUCGGACCUGUGUUACGGAACUCCAUCAGGCAUCUUCCCGCAGCAUCCAGUCCGAGUGACGCGGUGAGCGCGAGCCCGCGCGUGACCGGCACCGCAGACAGCGACGCUCCGGCGUCGCCGAACUGCGCCGCUGAUGCCGAGUGCGGGCCCGGUGAAUUUUGUAACGGCUCUCGGGGAGUUUGUCUCUCGUGCCGCAGGCGGAGAAAGCGCUGCGCUCGUGACGGAAUGUGCUGCGCUGGAAACCGAUGCAUCAACGGUGUGUGUCAACCUGCGGAUGCAGAAGCUGUCGUCACGGUAGACGCCGAUCAACCGGUUGGCAAAACGGAUGAGCAAAGUAUAACUGUGACACGUGGGCAGAACUUCACACAUCCCAAAAGAACCACCAUCCUACCAAAACAACAGCAGCCACUGAAAGGUGGCGAGGGUGAGACGUGUCUGAGGUCUUCGGACUGUUUGGCAGGGCUGUGCUGCGCCCGACACUUCUGGUCCCGGAUCUGUAAGCCCGUGCUGACCGAGGGACAGGUGUGCACGCGCCACCGGAGGAAAGGGGCUCACGGUCUGGAGAUCUUCCAGCGCUGCGACUGCGGCUCCGGCCUGUCCUGCCGCGGCCAGAGAGAGAAACCCGGAGCGGAAAGCCGAAACCUCCACACCUGCCAACCGCGCUGACCCCGCAGAACCGCUCUCGGCUCCACACACACACACAGCACGCGCACGCAUGCAGACACACAUGCAGUGGCGGCAAAGGAAAACUGAUUGCACGGAAGGAUGCGCCAUUAAAAGGACUGAUCGUAUUUCCUGGACGGAUGCAGAGAAACUGCACCGUACAGAUGUUUCUGUUGUACACUCUGCUAUUUAAGACUUUUUCCCCUGGGUCAUCACAAAAGGCAGAUUGCUUUUGUUUCCCUUUAUAAGGAACUUCUUAUUCUUCUUGCAGUAAAUUACUGUAUUGUAAAUACGUAGUCAGAAAUUGCACUUAACACUGAGCAUAUGGAUCCUGUAAAAGUAGCAUUUUAUGAUUCACACGAUAUUGUAAAUGUGCCAGUCAUAUGAUCUAGAUGGUUAACAGUACUAUUUUUAUUUUAAGCAAAGUGUAUAGAUAUUUGUCUGAUUAAAAUCUAUAAAUGGAACAAUAA